CGCACACGCACACGCACACGCACACGAGCGCACCAGCGAAAAGGGAGGGACCGUCCCGGACCGCAAGGCCGCACACCUUUUACACUUGAUGGGUUGCUGCCGCUCCUCGCUGCGGGCGGGGGCGGGGCCCCACGCGGCGAAGCCGCCCCGGCACCGCCCGCCGCCGCACCGGCCGUCCUUCUCCCUGAACGCGCACCAGGCCGCGCCGCCGGGCCGCUCCGUCGGAGGCGGGGACGUCCCGGCGUUCGCGGAGUUCUCGCUGGCGGAGCUCCGCGCGGCGACGGGCGGGUUCGCGGCGGAGAACAUCGUCUCCGAGAGCGGCGAGAAGGCGCCCAACCUCGUGUACAGGGGCCAGCUGAAGGGCCCCGGCGCCGCCCCGCCGCGCGCAAUCGCCGUGAAGAAGUUCGCCAAGCUCGCCUGGCCCGACCCCAAGCAGUUCGCGGAGGAGGCGAAGGGAGUGGGGGGACUGCGGCACCGGAGGAUGGCGAACCUGAUCGGCUACUGCUGCGACGGCGACGAGCGCCUGCUCGUCGCGGAGUUCAUGCCCAGCGACACCCUCGCCAAGCAUCUGUUCCACUGGGAAAAUCAGACUAUUGAAUGGGCUAUGCGUCUGAGGGUUGCGUACUACAUUUCUGAAGCAUUGGAAUAUUCUAGCAUCAAGGGGCGUCCUUUAUAUCAUGACCUAAAUGCAUACAGGGUCCUCUUUGAUGAGAAUGGCGACCCUCGCCUGUCAUGCUUUGGUCUGAUGAAAAACAGCAGGGAUGGGAAAAGCUAUAGCACGAACCUAGCAUAUACACCUCCAGAAUAUCUAAGAAAUGGCAGGGUUACCCCAGAAAGCGUCAUAUUCAGUUUUGGUACUGUACUCCUCGACCUUCUCAGUGGAAAGCGCAUACCUCCUUCCCAUGCACUUGAUAUCAUGAGAGGCAGAAACAUCCAAGCACUAAUGGAUUCACAUUUGGAGGGGAACUACUCAACAGAGGUGGCUACUACAUUGGUGAACCUUGCGUCUCAAUGUUUACAGUACGAGCCAAGAGAUCGGCCUGAUAUAAAAAAGUUGGUAUCCAUUCUGGAGCCUUUGCAGAUAAAAUUAGAGGUACCGUCCUAUGUGAUGCUUGGAAUUUCAAAGCCUUUGGAAGAACCACAGGCACCUCCUACUCCACAGCACCCUCUUUCACCCAUGGGAGAAGCCUGUUCCAGGAUGGACCUAACUGCCAUCCAUCAGAUCCUAUUUACGACACAUUACAGAGAUGAUGAAGGGACCAAUGAGCUAUCUUUUCAAGAAUGGACACAACAGAUGAGGGAUAUGUUGGAUGCAAGGAAGCAUGGCGACUUUGCCUUUAGAGACAAAGAUUUUAAGGCAGCAAUAGAUUGUUAUACUCAGUUUGUUGAUGUGGGGACAAUGGUGUCACCAACUGUUUUUGCCAGACGAAGCUUGUGCUACCUUAUGUGUGACCAACCUGAUGCUGCCCUGCGAGACGCGAUGCAAGCACAGUGUGUCUAUCCCGAUUGGCCGACAGCUUUCUACAUGCAGGCAGUCGCGCUAUCCAAGCUAAACAUGCAGAGUGACGCUGUAGACAUGUUGAACGAGGCGUCACAACUAGAAGAGAAGAGGCAAAAGAGCACAAAAGGUCCUUGAAGAAGAUCCUUAAUUGAGACUAGUGGCAUCCCUUCUAUAGUAUAUUCUCCAACCCUUGUUCCAUGUAUAAAAUAUUUCGUUUAUUGUGGGGUUAGAAGUUAGAAUAUAUCCUCUCUGGAGAAGAUGUUCUCUAGAGCCCUGUGAUCAAAACAGCUCAUUUGGUUUGGCAUUCAUGUGUUAGGUUGCGCAUUUUUUGGGUACAUGUAUAUACCAUCAGAUCCAUGGGAGUUCAAAAUUUUAUAUAGGUGCUGGUUGUUCAGAAGGGCCCCUGUAGCUGAAGCGAAUAUACCCGUUUGUACAAAACUGUUUAUUCGGAAGCACAUCAAUUCCAUCAGCACAGAUCUGAGUA
Phragmites australis (common reed) is the source of this 1985-nucleotide messenger RNA. RefSeq names its product serine/threonine-protein kinase BSK1-2-like. The record is from RefSeq and is a predicted model, not a curated record. Gene Ontology annotation, biological process: protein phosphorylation; brassinosteroid mediated signaling pathway. Gene Ontology annotation, molecular function: protein kinase activity; protein binding; ATP binding. NCBI's taxonomy places the organism in Eukaryota, Viridiplantae, Streptophyta, Magnoliopsida, Poales, Poaceae. Bases 89 to 1636 code for a protein of 515 amino acids. The transcript is spliced from 9 exons.